GCUCAUAUUUGUUUAUGGCGAUGGCAUCGAUAGGGAAGAAUCGAAGUAUGGUACGACGUCAUAAGUGGUCAUUUUCCUUUCCUCAGAGAGCAAAGUCAGAAAGACAGAUUGAAUUAGCCUCACCACCAGGAUACAGUUCUUCUCUUGGACAAGUCCAUGUUGAGGCCAGCAAAGAAACUGAUGCCAGUCUCAUUGUAAAGAAAUCCUGGGACAUUGCUCUCGCACCUUUAAAACAAGUCCCCAUGAACCUGUUUAUAAUGUACAUGGCAGGAAACUCGAUCUCUAUAUUUCCAAUCAUGAUGGUGGGAAUGUUGUUCCUUCGACCAGUGAAAGCACUGAUUACAAUACAGUCUACCUUUAAACUUAUAGAAGGGAGCCAAGCUUUCUUCCAAAAAGUUGUGUAUCUUUUUGGAAAUCUAGUUUCUUUAGCGGUUGCAUUGUACAAAUGUUCUUCGAUGGGUUUGUUACCUACACAUGCAUCAGACUGGUUAGACUUUGUGGAACCACAGCAGAGAAUGGAAUUUACUGGUGGUGGAUUCUUCAGAAAUUAAAUUUUUUCUCUUUUUAGAAAAAAAAACUAAGAAUUGAAUACAAUAUGUAAAAUGUUGUAUUCAUAGCUGCAGAUAGUAAAAUAUAAUAUAUUUUAAAAAAGCCAAUUUAAAACACCCAUUUUGUUAUAUCUGUGAAAAUAUCUAUACAGUCCAAACUAAGUUUUUAAGACUUUUCUGUUAUAAGGGAAAUGGAGAUUUAGUCCUAUAAGAUCUUAGUCCAGGUUGACUACUGUGUAUCACAGAAGUCGUAAUCUAAAUUUUAAAUUGAGAUAAAUAAUGGUAUGCUUUUAUAUUGAUAAACUUAGAUAAGUAAAGUACCUGCUUGAGUGUAUUACACUAAAAAAAAAAAA
Molecule: messenger RNA, 901 nt
Organism: Limulus polyphemus (Atlantic horseshoe crab)
Lineage: Eukaryota; Metazoa; Arthropoda; Merostomata; Xiphosura; Limulidae
Product: ER membrane protein complex subunit 4-like
Exons: 5
Coding region: 15-551 (178 amino acids)
Biological process (GO): protein folding in endoplasmic reticulum
Cellular component (GO): EMC complex
Source: RefSeq, a predicted model, not a curated record